AUGAACACCGUCGGCGAUAUGGCGGCCAUGACCUCUAUGGCUGCCUCGCAGUCAGACACAGACUCAGGUGCAGACGAGGAGCUUCAGAGCUUGCAACGACGAUCUCAGGUUGUUGUGAGGAAUGGAAGGAGCUGUGGGUGGAGGUGGUGGGGACCCUUCGGGGUGACCUUGAGCAUCACCUUGCUCGUGGCUAACGAGAUGGCAGAGCACUUCAUGUCCAAGGAUGAGAAAGCCACAAACAACAUGGACAAGUCGCAAGAGUUUGACGCCCCUGCAAGUCAGCGAGUCCCAGACUAUGCAAGUGAGGAGGACUGGUCUGACACGGACCAUUCAGACCGCUCGGGCCUUGACCUGAUCGGAAUGAAUCAGAUGGGGCAUUCUCAAGUUCCAGGCGGGUUCCUUCAAGGCGGAGGGUGUCCUGCCGUGUGCGGGUGGUAUACCGGUUGCAAAUAUCACUACGCGAAGACAACAUUGACAAUGACUACCACUUGCCCACAAGCUGCUGGCUUGCCUCCCCUACCAGGCUACCCAAUGGCACACCCUCCUGAGUGCUACGCGGUUGCGCCAAUUCCGGGACAUUAUCCAGGCUAUGGCGACUACACGGGCAAGGGUCUCAAGUCCGCGGACCGUCUCCUGUUUGGAGGCGGCUGGGGCCCAGCGUACGGCGGCUGGGGUAGAGGCUGGGGAAGAGGCUGGGGCAAUGGCAUGUACGGCAACGGCAACAUGUAUGGCAAUGGAAUGGGUGGGUGGAGCAAUCCUGCAGCCAUGGGCCCUGCAGCCAUGAAGAGCCCCCCCAAAGACGGCCAGGGUGCUCCUCCUGGCCAAGGCUGGGGCAAUGGCUGGGCCCAAAACCAGCCACAAGCCCCUCAACAGAGCAACAACAAACCUACUCCGGGACAAGUCUGGAGCAACAACGGCAAGGGCGCAUGGGGCAAUAAGCCCUGGGCGCAGGGCCAGCCAACCGCUCCCCCAAAGGACAACAAGGCUCCCGCCCAGGGCUGGGGCAAUUGGGGCAACAAUGGCAAGGGCGCAUGGGGCAACAAUCCAUCUGCCAUGAUGGCAGGCAACGCCACGGGUGCUCCUGCUUCUGGCGCAGGAUGGGGCAACUAUGGCAACGGCUGGGGCAACUAUGGCAAGGGCUGGUAUGGCAGGGGCUGGUAUGGCAACCGCUGGGGCAACUACGGCGGUGGUUGGGGUAGCAAGUGGCCCGCUUAUGGCGGUGGCAUGGGGUGGAGCAAGCCUCCAGCGCAAAAUGGCUUGUACGGCUAUGAGCCACAGGAGCCAGUCCAGACCACACCAGCACCAGCGGCAAUCUCGGUGCCCAAGCCCCCAGCAGCCAAGCCAGCAGCAGCCGUGCCACCAGCAGCCAUGCCAGCAGCAGCCAAGCCACAAGCAGCCAAGCCACCAGCACCCAUGGCCAUGACAAAACCUGCUACGCUGCCCAGCCCGCCUCUUGCUAGCAUACCUUCCGCUGGUUUGCCUUCCGCUGCCAAGAAGCCGGCUGAGCCCAAGCACUAUGCUAAGUAUUGGUCCAAGUACUACAAGAUCCUAUAUGGCGGCAAGUGGAGCCAAUACUAUGGUGGAGUGAAGCGCGGAUUCAACAUCUGGAAGAUGGGAAGCGGGCACUACAGGUGGCUGUGGGGUAAGCUCUAUGGAGGUUUGUACGGCAAGAAGAAAGUCUGCCAGAAAUUUGGAUACCAAGGAAAGGACUUGUCGGGGAUGCAGGGGUGGUACUCGAAGCAAUAUCCUGGCUGGGACACGACGACAAUGACCACCACAAAGGUUGUUUUUGUGUGCACCAGCAUCUACUGCCAGAUCCCUCUCGAGUUCGUGAAUGACACGUACUGCGAUUGUGCAGAUUGCGAGGACGAAGCAGAGUACACUUGCCAUACCUGCCCAAAAACCAAGACUCAGACAACAACAAGCCUGACGUCGACAAGCACCUCUGGGACAACAACCUCGGUGACAACCAUCACGACGACAACAACGAGUCUGUCAACGACCACGCUGACUACCAUUACAGCGACCUUGACAACUGUCACCUUUACUACGCUGCCGCCGCCACCUGCGCCCGCUCCAUUCGUGCCGAUCGGGCAGGGCAACGAUGGUGCAGUGAUUGGCGCUGCUUUGGGGUCAACUUUGGGAGCUGCUCUCGCAGUCUCUUUGGGCGUGGGCAUCGGCCUGUCAACCGGCCUUGGGCUCUUCUUCGCCAUUGGUAGUUUCAGGCUUGCCGUACCUGACGCUGGUUCAUUCCAACAGGAUGAUGAUGCAGUCGCUGCUCUCAAGCGCACGGUUGCCAAGAUUGCCGGGCCAAACAUCGACGACAGCACCGUUGAGUUGACCCUGCCGUGCCCAAAUGCAGCCAGACGCCUUGAUGUCCGCUCUGCAUUUCGCCGCUUGGAUGAGACUAUCGGUGUUUGCUUCAGGAUCCAGAUCCGCGGUGAGGAGGCCAGCACCAGUGUCUGUGAAAGACUCUCGGGCUUUGGCACAGGAGGCGCUCAGCGAAUUCUCUCCGAAGAGCUGAACAAUCUUCCUGGACGAUCUGUGCGUGUGGUCAAUUGGGAAGCCCAGCCCAACCCAAUCGCCUACAAUCCAAAUCAGAACGCUGGAGGCGAUGAUGGAUUGUUCGACCCAACCCAGGCUGGAAUCUCACUUGGCUAG
Symbiodinium pilosum is the source of this 2661-nucleotide messenger RNA. NCBI's taxonomy places the organism in Eukaryota, Dinophyceae, Suessiales, Symbiodiniaceae. The record is from the annotation of a GenBank genome assembly.